This is a messenger RNA of Varanus komodoensis (Komodo dragon), 375 nucleotides long. RefSeq names its product apolipoprotein A-II-like. Bases 16 to 375 code for a protein of 119 amino acids. Gene Ontology annotation, biological process: lipid transport; lipoprotein metabolic process. The transcript is spliced from 3 exons. The record is from RefSeq and is a predicted model, not a curated record. Gene Ontology annotation, molecular function: lipid binding. Lineage: Eukaryota; Metazoa; Chordata; Lepidosauria; Squamata; Varanidae. Gene Ontology annotation, cellular component: extracellular region.
UGGAGGGCGAAUGCGAUGCGGAAAGUGACGGAUGCGGAGCCCAAAGCGCCAAUCAAAGGACCAGGCACUGAAGAGGGUAUAAAAGAGCCUUCGGCUCCGCCUGGGACACAUUUCAUCACCCAGUCCGGCUCCAUCGAACGGAUUCCUCAGAAGCUGAACGAGCGCUCAGACCCUGCAAUGAUGAAGGUGCUUAUCCUGGCCGUUUUGUUGGUCAGCGUUUGCUUCCUCGAAGGGGCUGUUAUGAAACAGCAGGUGGAAGAGCCAACCCCGUCUGAAUCCUUGACACCGGAGAGCUUAGGGGAAUCCGUACUUCAGCUUCUGAAAGAAUUUUUUGCCAAGAGUAACGUCAACGAACUCACGGCCCAGGCACGGUAA